AGUUUUGAGGCUAACAAACUGGCGAUGAGUGGUGAAAGAAUUCACGUAACUCUGCUCAAUGAAUAACUAACUAAUCUUUCCGUUUUGUUUGGAAAAUAAAAUAAAAAAAUAAUGGCUGAGCCAUCAUUUCCCGCCAAAAGAAACUAUAUAAGAGGCCAAAAAUAGAAGAAAGCAGAGAAAGUGAGAAGAAGAGUAGAAAUUAUGGCGAAAGGGGGGUGCUGCAAGCCGAGGUGCAGAGCCAAAAUGUCUCUUGAAGAGUAUAUCCAAUUCUUCCAUUCCCGCAAUACCUUCAACAUCCCUGUCAAUCAUCUCAAUCAGAUCAUUAGCAUGCAUGGUUACAAGAAAUUGCACAAGAUUCCCAAGACGGUCGUAGAAGAUGCAGUGAGCACGCUCCUUUUGAUUAGUCCACAUCGUUCUGCUCUCAACGACAUCAGUUUCUCGCCGAUGGCAUCCAUCACGCUCGACGACGUUAUCUCCGACCUCAACGAUCUCAACUGGCAAGAGUGCUCCACCGCCUCCGUUCAGACCUUGAGCACGGCCGGUCACGGCCUCGUGACCUCCUCUCCCGUUGCUCCUCCUCCUCCUACCGAUUCCAAUCAACAUCACGCGAAUUGCUCCAACGGAAAAAAGCGGCAGAAAGCUACGGGCGGCAAUCCCAAAGGCGCUCGCCAGAGAGGGAGACGACCGAAAAGGAAGAGAGGAACCGCAACCGUAAACGGUAGUGCUCCUGAAUGUGGAGGAUGUCUGGCUUUGGAUUUAUUCUCAAUCGGAUCGCGUUGCUGAGAUCACUCCAUAUUAUGGUAAUGUUCAGACCUUGCUUCUCAGCUUAAGCAAUGCUCAUUGCUACAGUAGUAGUAAUAAUCAUCAAGUGUCAAGGACUUUUCUGUCAUAUGAAAUCUGUGAUCCAUCGCUUAGAAUUCGAUUUUGAAUUUGAAUUUGUGAUAUAUUUGUUUUAGUUUUUCGGACAAUUAAAGUUUUGAAAUGUAAUUUUGUUGGAUGGAUUGACUAUGGAUAAUGGAAGCAAGUUACACAAAUAAUGGAUACAAUAUGAUUUUUUUGAGA
This is a messenger RNA of Humulus lupulus (European hop), 1062 nucleotides long. RefSeq lists its product as uncharacterized. Lineage: Eukaryota; Viridiplantae; Streptophyta; Magnoliopsida; Rosales; Cannabaceae. The transcript has 3 exons. Bases 202 to 783 code for a protein of 193 amino acids. The record is from RefSeq and is a predicted model, not a curated record.